Chelonoidis abingdonii (Abingdon island giant tortoise) is the source of this 3122-nucleotide messenger RNA. RefSeq names its product DDB1 and CUL4 associated factor 7 (gene DCAF7). Lineage: Eukaryota; Metazoa; Chordata; Testudines; Testudinidae. Gene Ontology annotation, molecular function: protein binding. The record is from RefSeq and is a predicted model, not a curated record.
CUCCUCGGCUGCCUGUGGCCCGCGCCCCCCGGCCCCGCCAUGUCGCUGCACGGGAAGCGGAAGGAGAUCUACAAGUACGAGGCGCCCUGGACCGUGUACGCCAUGAACUGGAGCGUCCGGCCCGACAAGCGCUUCCGCCUGGCGCUCGGCAGCUUCGUGGAGGAGUACAACAACAAGGUCCAGCUUGUUGGUUUAGAUGAGGAGAGCUCAGAGUUCAUUUGCAGGAACACCUUUGAUCACCCCUAUCCUACUACAAAGCUCAUGUGGAUUCCUGAUACCAAGGGAGUAUAUCCAGAUCUGUUGGCAACCAGUGGUGAUUACUUGCGUGUGUGGAGAGUGGGUGAAACUGAGACCCGACUGGAGUGCUUGCUGAACAAUAAUAAGAACUCUGAUUUUUGUGCCCCGUUAACGUCGUUUGAUUGGAAUGAAGUGGAUCCUUAUCUUCUAGGUACCUCUAGUAUUGACACAACCUGUACUAUCUGGGGUCUGGAGACUGGGCAGGUAUUGGGAAGAGUAAAUCUGGUAUCAGGCCAUGUCAAGACCCAGCUUAUUGCACAUGACAAAGAGGUAUAUGACAUUGCAUUUAGCCGCGCGGGUGGCGGGAGAGACAUGUUUGCGUCAGUUGGCGCAGAUGGUUCAGUGCGGAUGUUUGACCUUCGUCAUCUGGAGCACAGCACCAUUAUCUAUGAGGAUCCACAGCACCAUCCGCUGCUGCGUCUCUGCUGGAACAAGCAGGAUCCCAACUAUCUUGCAACAAUGGCCAUGGAUGGUAUGGAGGUGGUGAUUCUAGAUGUCAGAGUUCCCUGCACACCCGUUGCCAGGUUAAACAACCACAGAGCAUGUGUGAAUGGCAUUGCCUGGGCACCUCACUCUUCCUGCCAUAUCUGUACAGCAGCGGAUGACCAUCAGGCUCUCAUCUGGGAUAUCCAGCAAAUGCCUCGUGCCAUUGAGGACCCAAUCUUGGCCUACACAGCAGAAGGGGAAAUCAACAAUGUACAGUGGGCAUCGACUCAGCCGGACUGGAUAGCUAUCUGCUACAACAACUGUCUGGAGAUCUUGAGAGUCUAACACUAUUGGUCUGUGCCAAACUGAGGCAGGGCUUUAUAACUUCCCCUCCCCUCUAAAGUAAGAACAAACAUGUUUCAAGUGGCCAGUAUCUUUUGUUGCUUUGCAUCUACUGUUCCAAGAAACUGUUACAGGAGUUAAUGGCAGGUGUCGGCUGUCCCUACAAGACUCAGAAAAUGAAGGGACGCACCCAGCCUCUUGGACCUUCUGGGUUUGAUUUUAAUAUUUUUCUCAAUUAAAAAGUUCUGUAUAUCUGUUUGUUGACUGUUAAUGAGCAUUACAGGCUUUAAAUGACUGUUUUAAGUUGCUGCAUAUAUCCAUGUGUUUGUCAGCCAGCUGAGGCAGCACAUCCAAUUAGUUUGAUAGAUGUAAGUGCAAAACUAGGUGGAAAGAAAAGACAUUAAUAUUAACCACCGCCUUUGCAGGAAUUUUUAAUCAUUCCUGUUACUGUCCCUAAACCGUUUGAACGUUUGUAUGUUUUUAUAUAUUGGACUAAGUUUCUGUUAAGUAGGCUCUUCACCCCAGUUCUUAUUUUUGAUAUGUGAUCCAUGUCCAUAAGCCCCAAGCAGGAUCUGUUGAUGAUGAUGGGUCAUAAGCAUCAUUGUAGGCUUCCUAGCAGUAAAACGGUUGCUGUAGCUGUUGCCUUGGCUGUGUGCCCCUGACCACACCUGGUGCUGUGAAGUACCAUGACUUGUCGCACAGUUCUUUCAUUUUAACUGACGCUAGAGGCAGUUGUUACUGUGGUGGCCUUAAGUUAGAUUAUAACUGAAUUGAGUCUCCCACAGCUAUAUUACUUAACUGAAUGGUGACAAGAUUCACAAGAAGAAGAUGCUAGCAUGACUAGAGCUAUUUUUGAAAACAUUUAAUAAAAAAUGUGACUUGUAAUGCGUUUUGGAUAGACACUUCCAAUCAAACGAUUCCUCUAGAAAGCUUCCUAUCUGAGCCAAACUAAAAUGGUUUCACACUUUCUAGCUUACUUGAUUGGCAACUGUAAUUCUAAGCAAAAUUCUGUAUCUAACCUAUACCUUGGAGUUUCUUUUGCAUUUGGCUCGUCUUCCUGGGAGUUCUAGAAGGUGGACAAGUGAAGAGCUAGCUUUCCUUCCUAAGAGCAAGGAGAGAAGCAUUAGCAUUGUACUGUCAGAUCUUGUUGGAUGAAUGUGAUCGAAGCAGUUAGAACAGGUGGUCUGCUGUCCAAAGGCAAGUCAUGCCCCUGUGAAGGAAAGUUUCCUGAGGUAACAUAUAGGGCUGGGUCUAAAUACAAAGAAGUUGCCCAACGUGUGUCUCAAGUGGAGACCUUGUUUUGGCUCUAGCUGUCAUUCUUACAUACUGCAACUCUUGUAAGAGGAGGAGGAGAGGUAUGGUGUGAGGGCAGCCUUCUGUUUUCGUCCAAGUUCCCUUUCUGAAGUGGAAAGGAAAAGGAGAGCGAGGCCGGCCCUCUGUCACCAUGAUGCUUUAUGCGGAGGGAUAGCAAAAUUCUUUGUCAUUUGAACAUGGCAGGUAGUUUGAAUGUUGUCAUUUUUCUUGUUUUGAUCAGCCAACUGCAAUACCCUUCAAAUGAGAAGGUGACAAACUGAACAGCGCACUGUGGUGAGGUCUAACCAUCACCUUGUUCUGUAACAAUAGACUGAGCUGAUGAGGUCAAGAUCCAGAUCAGCUGACCCUGACUCAUUACCUUGAGAGACAAUCUUGAUAUUGACUGAAAACCAAAGGCAGCAUUAUACAUAAAAGGCAACAUUUAAGUAAUUUUUCUAAGAAUGUUAGGCUUCCAGUUUGAAGUAGCUUCAGUUGUAUACACUGUCUUUCCCACGUCCCCAGUCAACUCUCCUGCAACCACAGGUUUCUAUUUUAAAUGCUCUGUCCCUCUUGUUCUGAGACCCAGACAAACAGCGAAGACUAGCUACACGGAGUCAAUGAAACUAAAUGUUCAGCCUGCUGUCAAGUGCGGAUUAAAAUUGAAAAACAGAUGUCUCCUUUUUUCAAUUAUAAUCUUAGAUGUUUCUGGUAACAAGCAAAACUUACCCUUCAGGUGACUUUUUAAAAAAAAAAAUAAAAAAAAA